AUGAACCCGUCAUACCCCGGCGCGCCUCCCACCGACCGCCUCGGGCCGUCCCGCGCGUCCGCCGCCGCCGCGCACGACCGCAAGAGCGGACCGUCCGCCAGUGGCCCUCCGCCGUCCCAACCGCCGCCGUCGCUCGGCCCGUACCACACGCCACCGACGUCACUCGCGCAGCUGAGUCACCACCUGCACCCGCUCCACGGCAACAACAACAGCAACAGCUGCAGCAACAACAACAAUAGCUGCAGCAGUAGCAACGCGCCGCCGUCGCACGCGCUUUUGCACGCGCUCAGUGGCGCAAGCGGCGGCCCCUCCGCGGGUACGGCCGCGCGCGCGCCGCAUCCGCGUGCGCUGUCGACGUCGUCGUCGCUUCUGCACGCGCCGCGGGGCGCGUUGGGGGCCGCCGGUGGCGGCGCUGGACCGCCCUCAGUGCUCUCGCAGCCCACUGCUGGCGGCGCUGUGGCCGGCAGCGCGGGCCUUUUGGGCCAUCCAGUGCGUCUGCAGACGCCAAACAUGAGCCAAUCCAUGGCGCAGCAGCAGCAGCAGCAGACAAUGGGCCCGUCGGCGUCGGAUCGACUGAAGCCCUCGACGCAGAGUUACAGUGUUCGGCCGCCGUCGCCGAGACGAGGAGAGACUCCGACUCGGAACCCGACUCAGAUGCCGCAGCAGUACGGAUUGGACGGCCGCAUGAUCCCGAGCGAACAGGUCGAGAGCGAGUUCUACCACGCGGCAAUGGGCAGCAGCGGCAAUGGCAAUGGCGCACCGCCGCCGCCGCCGCGUCAUCGCGAGCUGCGGGUCGAAGACGCGCUGCUGUACCUCGACCAAGUGAAGCAGCAGUUUGGCGACCAGCCCGACAUUUACAACCAGUUCCUCGACGUCAUGAAGGACUUUAAGGCGCAGGCCAUUGACACGCCGGGCGUCAUUUUGCGCGUCUCGACGCUCUUUCGCGGCUACCCGAACCUCAUUCUCGGCUUCAACACGUUCCUACCGCCGGGCUAUCGGAUCCGACCGGACACGUCGAUCGAAGUGAUUCCGUCGCAGAUGGCGGGACGAAGCGCUGGCCCAGCGCCGCCGUCGAUCUACUCGACCGGAGGCCCCACGCAGCAGUCGCCGAGCGCCAAUCUGUGCCUUCGUCCGCCGCCCGUGACGAUCCCACCGCCGCCGUACUCGCCGCCAGAGCUCCAUAAGCCAACUACGUCUUCGCGCCAGCACUUACCCGCUGCUGCUGCUGCUGCUGGUGCUGCUGGUGGUGGUGGUGGGCAUAUGAAAACGGGCGGCAAAACAAAGAAGCAGCUGCAGCAGCAGAACCCGGGGACAAGUGGCGGAACUCCGGCCGACCGAAGCUCGACGAACCCCGUGGAGUUUGACCACGCGAUCCACUACGUGACGACGAUCAAGCAGCGCUUUGCCGACGAGCCAGAGACGUACAAGGAGUUCCUGGCGAUAUUGCACACGUACCAGAAAGAGCAGCGGUCGAUCCGCCAGGUGCUGGACCAAGUCUCGCACCUUUUCCGCGACCACCCGGAUCUGCUGCGUGAGUUUACGUUCUUUUUGCCCGAUGCCGUGCAGGAACAAGCAAAAGAGCGUCUGAACCGUGCGGCCGAGAAGGCGCAGCAGCGCAAGGACCAAAUGGCGCUCAAAGCGCGCAAGUAUGGCUUGGCAUCGCAGAGCUACCAGCCGUCUGAUCGGCGCAGUGACCGUGGACCGGAGUCACCGUCCAGCGCUGCAAUGAAGGGAGGACGCAUGAUGGGCGAUGGGGACGAUGCUCACAUGAAGUACGGCAAAAAAGGGAGCAGCAGAGCAUACAAGGACGAUGACCACCGUCUUAGUGGCAAGGCGUUGGAACGCCGGGAAAAAGAGCGUGAACGUGAACGGAACCGCGCGCAGUUCAACCACAAGCGUGCGAAACGUCGUCCGUAUGAUGGAAAAGAGCGCCGUACGUAUCUGGCAAUCUCGGACGUGCUUCUUGACAAAGAAGAGUGGACUAUAUUCGAGAAGAUCAAGAAGAUUCUUCCGUCUCGAGACAAUUGGCGCGAAUUUCUGAAGUGUCUGGAGCUAUACAGCCAGGAAGUACUCGACCGCAACGAGAUGUUGUCGCUUAUCAGGAACCUCUUUGGUCGUCAUACGGACCUGGUGGAAGAGUUUGACCGUCUGCUGUGCUCUCAUGGUGCGCAAAAGAACGCGAAGGAGAUUUGGCCAUUCAUCCCGCUCGCUGAGACGGAUCUGUCCCAGUGUCGCCGUGCUACUCCAUCUUACCGUGGGUUGCCGUCAAGCUACCCCAUACCGCCAUGCUCGCAUCGCUCGGUGCUGGAGAAGCAAGUGUGUAAUGACUUGUGGGUGUCUGUGCCCACAGGCAGUGAGGACUUCUCCUUCAAGAGUAUGCGCAAGAACCAGUACGAGGAAGCGCUGUUCAAAUGCGAGGACGAGCGAUUUGAGAUUGACAUGGUCAUCGAAACGAAUGCGUCCACGAUCAGUGUUCUUGAGCCGCUGGCGAACGAGAUUGAGGUGCUCAAGAAGAGCGAGGAGUCAAGUGGUGAGGAAGGUCAGCUGUGGAACUACGUUGUGGAAAAGGGCACGUUCCGUGUGACGCACUUGAAUGCUAUCACGCGCAUCUACGGGGAGUCAGGGACGCAGAUUCUAGAGUUGCUGCGCCAGUAUCCUGCUGGCGCGAUUCCUGUGAUUCUGAAGCGACUGAAGCAGAAGGACGAAGAGUGGCGCCGCGCGCGUGAAGAUUUGAAUCGUCAAUGGAAGGAAGUGAACGAGAAGAACUACCACAAGUCACUGGACCACUCGAGUUUUUACUUCAAGCAGAAAGAUAAGAAACAGACAAGUAUGAAGACGAUGAUGCAGGAGGCCAAGAAGAAACUCGAGGCGGACGAAAAGCGCGCCGAAGUGCUGAAAACGAAUUCGGAUAUGCCACCAUGCGCUGCCACAACGAUCUCGGGUGUGUUGAAUGCGAAAGCUGCACCUCAGCCGUCAGCUAUUGCUGAUGCACUGAAAAAGGAACAAUUGGCACACUCAGUAAAGACUGCGAUUCCAUCAGGUAGCAUGGCGCCGACACGUUUUCCGCAGUCUGCGUCGUCGACCAAGUGGAAGCCUCAUUUCGUGUUCAAAUUCGCAUCCGUGCGGAUUCACAAGGAGGCAUUUGGCUUACUGUCGUAUGCCGCGGAGAAGAAUUUGAGCGUGGCUGACAAGGAGAAGAUAUCUAAGGUCUGGCAAGGCUUCUUCUUCCCGUUUUUCCAUUUGGAAGAAGAGUGGCUCGUACGCAAGCCACAGCACACUACAGUAACACUGGAGAAGGCGAGGACGUUGCCUAUCGGCACGGAAGUGAGCACGGAGUUUGGAGAGGGCACGGUGCAGCAAUUUAACAAAGCAAAGGCCUAUUUUACGAUCAACUUGGCUGCAAUAGGAUGCCAAGCAUACUUGCAGCCUAGCGCUCUGACCAUCCAGGAGGCCGCGGACUUCCCGCCCAGUCUCCCGGCUCUUGAUAGCAAGCAAGAUGCAGUUAAGGUACAAGCCGAUACCAAGUCGCUGUUUUACGGCAAUCAGCAUGCGUACGCUUUUCUGCGUCUGUAUCAGGUGCUGCACAACCGGCUCGAGCGCGCGUUUGACCUGUGUGAGAAAGCAAAACGGAACCGCAAUCGUCGCACGAUCAAUCCAGCUGCCCGCGCACUGGCCCACGCGCACCAUUCGUUGUCUGCGUCAGCAAAGGAGAAGACUGGUGACUACCAGGCGUUCGUGUCAAAGUUGUAUUCACUGAUUGAUGGCUCGGUCGACAAUGCCAAGUACGAGGACUCUUGCCGAAGUCUCAUGGGCUCGACAUCGUACUUCUUGUUUACUAUGGACAAACUCGUGACGCAAGUGCUCAAGCAGAUGCAGCACUUGGCAAACGACGAUACCUGCCAGGAGCUGACGAAGGCGUUUGUCGAGGUGAAAGGUGGACCAAAGGCUAUGACAGACGCGACUGGUGCUGAAGCCAAGACGACUGCGUACCUCAACAAGACCAAGUCCAUUUUUGAAGGCGAAGGUGCGUUUCGCAUUGAGUUCAACCCUGGCGUGCUGCGCAAGACACCACUGGAAGCGCGUGGCGGGUCCACUCCCAUCGGUGUGUCGGAGCCGUUCAAGAUUUGGGCGCCCUCGCCGCGGGUGCGAGCUCCAGAGUUCAGCAAGUGGCUGAUUGAGCCUGAACUAGCGAUCGAGUACUUGGGCUCGAUGGACGACAAUGGACACGAAGACGAUGACGACGACGACUCCCCGAGCGCGACGCCGCUCGACACACCUUCGGCAACACCUGUGUAUGGUUCGCCUGUGCACGACACGCCUGUGCACGAUUCACAGGACGACGACGACGACCCGAUGGACAAGUCGAAGGAGGUUGACGACCUGACGAAAGGAGCUGUGACCCCAGCAUCGUCUGGAAGCGUCGAGCAAAGCGACAGUGCUUCGUCCGAUGAGUUUGUCAGCGCGGCAAGGGCGUUGGAGUCUGCGACAUUGCUGAAGAAGCGCGCGCGUCUCUCUUCCGAGCAAGACGAUGCGGUAUUGAUUGCAUCGUUGUCUUCGUCCUCUACAGGCAUGGACGGGUCACUGAAGAAGUCGAAGACAAUGCCGAACGCAGCGGACGUCAACGCCAGUGAUGCUGUCGAUAAGCGGGAAGCGUCCGCAGCAUUGUGGAACGAGGGCCUGAGGAUUCGAGCGGCGGCGACCGCAUCGGCUCGCGGUGCAAUGCCCAAGACGGAGGCAGUGAAGCAAGAGAUAAAGGUAGAGAAGCCGCAGGAGCAGACUCGGAGCCUCGAGUUGGGUCAAGGAGGCUGA
This is a messenger RNA of Hyaloperonospora brassicae, 4809 nucleotides long. The record is from the annotation of a GenBank genome assembly. NCBI's taxonomy places the organism in Eukaryota, Oomycota, Peronosporomycetes, Peronosporales, Peronosporaceae.